Molecule: messenger RNA, 4588 nt
Organism: Chlamydomonas reinhardtii
Lineage: Eukaryota; Viridiplantae; Chlorophyta; Chlorophyceae; Chlamydomonadales; Chlamydomonadaceae
Exons: 14
Coding region: 503-2344 (613 amino acids)
Biological process (GO): protein phosphorylation
Molecular function (GO): ATP binding; protein kinase activity
Source: RefSeq, a predicted model, not a curated record
CGUCAGGUUUGUCAGACAGCACGGAGAACCCUUUAGCAGGUCCGCUCCAGCGUUUGCAGGCAAUUACCCAACCCGUCUGCCGAAACGACUAGGGCAGGAAGAACAGCUUUCAGCGCGAGACUUUGUACGGGUUCGGGGGCCAUCUGGUUCUCAAUCGUCCGGACGUUGUUACCCCUGCUUAGUGCUAGUGCAGGCAUUCCAUAGCUGGGACGUUGUAUUGAUAAUACAAACCUAUCAAACACUACUUGUAGCCGAUCGCCUUUCUCCAUUCACCGUUUUCCGCUGUUUGUCGCUCUUGUCACGGCCGGGCCCUUUAAGACGCAAAGACAAGCUUCUAUACACUGCGCACAGGCUUUUCCAGCUGUUGUCUGUCGACAGAGCGGGCACCGCGCGCUUGACAAGUAUGUGUUUACGGCUGUGCUUUGGGCGUCGUCGCCAGCAAUAUGCUGCGAAGUCAGAGUUGACAGCUCUCAGCGCGCCUGUGUGUGAGCAAGUAAAUGCGAUGAAACUCAACAAUGACGGUAGCUCACAAGGCUCCACAUUGCUAAGCCUGACCACUCAUGAGCAAAGCCUGGUCGUGGCAAACUGCUGCGUCGAAAGCAGCCAGGCGCUAAUCAGCACCAAGCAGCCGGCCAACGGAUCAGCGACGACUAAGCAGCAUGCAACCCAUGAGCUGCCCACCUCUGCGCGCCGGCUGCAGCUUCCCGCGCUCGUUGCUCCGCCCGACGCACGUCCCGCCGCUGCUCCUGCGCCUGCUGCCGCCUCUCCCCUGAUGGUCACGGAGGUGGUAGUCGUGCGGCACUCCACCACCACCGUUGAAGUGCCGGCUUCUGCUGUUGCGGCGGCUGCCACUGCGGCUGCUGCGGCUGCUGACGCCCGCCGCAGCCGCGAUGACGCACUCGUUGAGGCGCCAACCUCCCUCAUGGCACGGGACCUGCCGCCACCGCCUGUCGCUGCCUCCGCCUCCGCCGGCUCCGACACCCUCAACCCGCUACAGCCGGACACGCCGCGGGCCGCAGCGGCCGGCUCCACGGGAGCCAGCAGCGGCGGCGGCAGCGCCCGGCGGCAGCAGCAGCUGCUGCUGGCUUCCCGCCAUCGGGACCUGGUGCCGGAGCAGGUGGUGGAGUGCGACCCGGUCCACAUCUUGGAGGGCCUCAGCCUGACCACACAGCAGCUGGGGCGCGGCAGCUUCGGCACUGUGGUUACAGGCGCGUAUCACGGGCUGCCGUGCGCGGUCAAGGUGGUGGUGGCAGACAGCCUGGACAAGCCGGCCCUCAGCGAGCUGCUGCUGGCCCCGGCUAUGAACCAUGCGCACCUGGUCCAGACCUACACUACCCGCUGCGCCGAGCUCACAGACGAGUUCUUUAACUUCCUGGAGGGCGGCGGCAGCAGCGCCGCCACUAACCCGAGUGCCGAGCGGCGCGUUCGCGAUCCGACGCUGCCGCGCCUGCUGUUGCCCAUCACCAACCUGAACUCAGGUGACGGCUUUGGAGAUCCCGGCUGCGGCAUUGUGGACGUGCGCAACCCAUACGCGGUGCUGCAUGCGCUGCUGUUUGAGGUCAAGGCGGCUGUGGGGCAGCACGUGAUGGUCAUUGUGCAGGAGCUGUGUGCCAAGUCGACGCUGCACAACGCCAUCCGCCGUGGCACCUUCAAGCUCACCCCGCAAUGGACCCUCCGCCUGGCCCGGCGCGCGCUACUGCGCACUGCGGUGGAGGUGGCGCGGGGGCUGCUGCACCUGCACGAGAUGGGUGUGGUGCACGGCGACGUGAAGCCGCAGAACGUGCUGCUCGCCACCAGUCGCGACGACCGCCGCGGCUUCAGAGCCAAGGUGGCUGACUUUGGACUGGCUCACGUAUUGCCGCGGGCCGCCAGUAAAGUGGACACCGUGAGCAACGGCUCACCCGCCUACAUGGCACCCGAGGCCCUCCAGGGCAGUGUCAGUCGCGCCUCGGACGUGUGGUCGUUCGGCGUGUGUCUGCACGAGAUGCUCACGGGCGAGCGGCCCUUCAGCGACGUGCAGGCCGAGAACGGUGACGCUCUGGUGGCGGCCAUUCGCGAGGGCCGCGUGCGCCUGCAGUGGCCGGACGCGCGGCGGCUGGACAUGGCGAACGGCAUCAUCGCCAUCGGCAAGCGCUGCAUGAGCGCGCGGCCCGAGGACCGCCCGGGCUUUGUGGAGGUCAUCGAGGAGCUGGUCAACACCGAGCGCAUCAUCCGAGCCGAGCGAGGCGCUGGCGCCGGUGGUGAUGGCCAGGGUGGCGGCGCAGUUGGCGGCGGAGCCGCCCACCGCGGCGACAGCGGCGCUGGCAGCCAUGAGCCCACAGCAGCGCGGACAACGCCUGGCUGAGGCGCUGGAGCGGGUGGGCAUUCCCCCGGACACCAUCAUGGCGGCCGUGGCGGCCGCCGAGGAGCAGCAGCAGCAGCAGCAGCAGCAGCAGCAGCAGCAGCAGCAGCAGCAGCAGCAGCCGGCCCGCCGUGCCUGAGAAUGUGAGCGAGGGUGCGGGUGAGUGGUUGAGAAGGACGGGUGCGAGAUGCGUGCGGCGGUGCGGCACUGGAGGCAUAUGCCCUUGUGCCCUAAAUGUGGAAGGCAAUGUUGCGACCCAAUCGGUGAAAUGUACAAAGAAGCAACAAGGAAUUUUGCGCGUGAAAGCGCAGAGGGGGGCUGGAAAGGUUUAUGGCUGAGCAUUGCUUUUUGGUGCUGGGGAUGUCUCAUAUUGUACACGCGCACCUGCCUUGCGCACACCGUCUGGCUUUCCAGAUCAGGGAAUCACUUUAUUCAUGGUGGUGGGUAGGAUUGGGGCCGGCACUGUUUGGGUGAGGUGGAUGCUGCGGCUGGGGGGCAAGUGUCCUCUUCCAUGUGCUGCUGUGGCUGCCGGCGUGGGUGGGCAGGUGCACUGGGUUGCGUGUGCGUCAGUGACAAUGCGAGCAGCAUGGUGGGCAAGCAUUGCUGGACGUAGACAAGCAACAGCAAACUGUUGACGGGGAUGGUCAUUGUCGACUGCACUGCUGAGGGAGGCGAUAUGUAUUGCUGUGCUGGGACGUGCGGCUGGGUAUCGCUGCGCUGCAGCUCUCACAUUGAACGCAACGCAUUGCAAGCUAGAGUUUCAAGCAACGAGUGCAUACUGGAUACUUGGCACUGGGCUCGUGGUUGUGAGCUUUGUGUGGCGGCUGUAGAUUGUGUUUUUGAUAAGCAGCUCUCAUUGGCGACCCGGUAUCCCCGUCCCCCCUAACGGACCCUACCUCACGGUGAGCGGUGCGGUAGCCACUCAUGGCACGAUGGUGGUGGUGGUGGUGGUGGUGGUGGUGGUGGUGGUGGUGGUGGUGGUGGUGGUGGUGGUGGUGGUGGUGGUGGUGGUGGUGGUGGUGGUGGUGGUGGUGGUGAUGGUGGCGGUGUUGGUGGCGGUGGUGGUGGUGGCCGAGGCGCCGCUGCUGGUAGCGCCGCACGAGGCCGUGCGCGGCCAACAGCAGCUAGGUCGUGUCUGUAUGCGGCAGCGGCAGGCAGCUGCCUGAGGUACGAGGCGCCAGAAGACGGGGUCCAAAUAAAGGAGGAUGUAUGGCGUGCGUCUGUGUCUGCGAGUGUGAAGGCGUGUCCUCCUGGUCUAUAUGUACGCAGUUGUGCCUGGAAUUGUCGUUAUUAUGUGGUGGGAGAAUGUGGUGGGAGCAUUGCCAAGCUGGAAUGCGUUGAUGCAGGCGUCCUGGAUGUAGGAGGUAGAGAAUCAUUGCUGAUGUGUGUGAACGUAUGUGUAUCUUCCUGCUGAUGUGCGCGUGACUGAAUCUAUUUAUUUACGCCACACAUCUGCUGCAGCUUUGCCGUGCGUGGGCAGAGCGAGGGAAAGAGUUGUUAUCGUUUGGUAGGUCAGAUGAAUUCACCCUUAAUAAUCAGUAAAACGAAUACGCACGGCUGUUACGUGAGUAGCGUGGUUUACCCAUAGCACGAAGCGUCGGACUGCUGCUGGCAGUAAUGAUACUGGCAUGGGUGGGUGGCUUGUGAAUGAACCGUACUUACUUGGAGAUGGGGCGAGGGUGUGCAGGUUGCGGUGAGGGCGCUCACGGGGCGCUUCGGCCCAUUGAUUGUGUGCGUGCGCGCGCGCGCGUAUUUGUGUGUGUAUGUGUGUUGUGUGCGUGUUUUGUAUGUGUGUCCUGUAUGAUGCUGUGCUGCAGGCAUGUUUGCCUGAUGCAGGAGUUCGAAUCUUCUGACGGAUUUGCGUGAUCCUAUGGGAAUUUCCCUACACUGUUUUUGGCGAUUGCUUGUACACCUUGCUUGGAGAUCGGGGGAAUAUUGCAGUGUUGCCUCGACGGCACUUGCAUGAAUGAAGCUGCGCACGUCAGCUUGGAGCUUUAUGCCACUCACCAUCAAGCAGCUUCAUCCGGCCGUGCGGGCUGCAGUGUCGUCGCUGUUUGCACGUGUGGAUGAAGCAUCUUGAUGGUGCGGGAUUGGUCGACGCAGGUCGACGGCAUCUAAGCUUGGAUGAUAGAAAGUCGAGACGGCGGUCGGUCUCGGCGGUCUUGACACAUUGCGCUGCGUGCGACUAGGCGGGCGCGCCAGGCCGGCCACGGCCAGGCGGGCGUGAGGCCGUUUGGGUCUACAUGG